Molecule: messenger RNA, 1323 nt
Organism: Closterium sp. NIES-65
Lineage: Eukaryota; Viridiplantae; Streptophyta; Zygnematophyceae; Desmidiales; Closteriaceae
Source: the annotation of a GenBank genome assembly
AUGUCGACGACUACUACCUCUCCUCUAACGCCACCGUCAGCUAACACCGUUGGCAGUUCGCAAACUUUUCUAACCGAGGCACGGGAGUAUCUCCCCGACGUUGACCAUGCCGUCUUCAAGCACUUCCGCAUCAUCAAGAGGGUCGAGGGAAAAGCUCAGCAGUACGAGUGCAAGUUCUGCAGCAACGUCUACACUGGUGCUGCCAUCCGAUGCGCGCAACAAUUCACGUCGUGGAAGGGGAUGAAACGCCGUGAAGUGGUGCUUUGCAAGGAUGUGCCGCAAGAUGUGCGCUUGGCCAUGCGUGCGAAAUACGAGGCAAAGGCUGUUGCGGCCGAAGAGAAGAGGCGGGCAGCAGCUGAAGUGGUUGCCGCGGUCAAGGCUAAUGGUGUGAAGCGUGCGCGCAUCACCGAUUACCUUGAGGGGGAUGCGGCUGCAAGAAAGAGAGAAACGGACGAGGCACUUGCGCUUGCUUGGGCCGCCCUCCAUAUCCACUUGACCCGAGGGUACCUGUGGAAGCCGGAAUCGGUGGAGGGGAAGGUUCUGCAGGCGCUGAAGCCGGCUGGAACCCGAUUCGGGACCAACUACAUAGCCAUAUCCCGGCUAUGUGCGAUGCACGGCAGCCUUACCAACAUGGUGACGAGCGAGGGUUGGAAGGAGUGGGCGGUAGGGGACCGGAAGAAAUCGUAUGACGGGUUCAAUGCGCUGAUCCAUGAUGCCGCUUGGUGGAAGACGGCCGAGUUCUUCGUCGCACUGCUAAAGGUGCCCUUUAAGGUGAUGAGGCAGACGGACGGGCAUGCCGUGGGGAUGAUGGGGAGGCUGUACGAUUUGAUGCUGCAGUUGACUGGGGACGUGGGGGGCUUGCUCGAUGCGCACAAGGAGCAGCUGAGCGACGGGGACAAGGACAAGAUCCGCCGCAUCCUCAAAGACCGCUGGGAUGACAGCCUCGCAUGCGCCAUGCAUGCCGCUGGCCGCAUCCUCAACCCCGCGAAUCAUAAGGAAGAUAUUUUCUGCACUGAUCCCGAGUGCACGAAAGUCUUCAAGGCGUUCAUCAGCCAGCAGGCCGAGUUCCUUGCGAGCCGCGGGGAUGGGGGGGAUGACGCGUGCGACAUCUUGCUUGAGCUGGGGGACGGGCUGAGGGCGUUCCUUGAGAUGAAGGGUUCUUUUGGGAUGCCGGAAGCCGUGGCACAGAGGAAGCUGGUGAAAGAGGGAAAGUAUAGCAUGCCUCCAAUCCCGACGGGAUACAAUGGGCUGGAAGACGAGACGAAGGGAGAGGAUGAGGAGGAAGGUGAAGACGACAUCCUCAAAGACGAGUACGCUAACUAG